This is a messenger RNA of Arabidopsis thaliana (thale cress), 762 nucleotides long. Its product is annotated as Ribosomal protein L31e family protein. Gene Ontology annotation, cellular component: ribosome. The transcript has 3 exons. Gene Ontology annotation, biological process: translation. Gene Ontology annotation, molecular function: structural constituent of ribosome. Bases 165 to 524 code for a protein of 119 amino acids. NCBI's taxonomy places the organism in Eukaryota, Viridiplantae, Streptophyta, Magnoliopsida, Brassicales, Brassicaceae. The record is from RefSeq and is marked reviewed.
UAAAAAUAUAGGUCUAGUAGAUGAAAGGCCCAUAAAAUCAACUAGGGUUAGUUCUUCUUCUUAUAGAGCGCCGCAUAUAAGCUUCAUCCUUCUCCGUCACCACCGGCUCUGUAUUUCGGCAUUUGUGGAGAGAAGAAGGUAAAGAGAGAAGAUAGAAACAUAAAAUGUCGGAGAAGAAGGGAAGGAAAGAGGAGGUGGUGACCAGAGAGUACACCAUCAACCUUCACAGACGCCUUCAUAGCUGUACCUUUAAGAAGAAGGCUCCAAAGGCGAUCAAGGAGAUAAGGAAGUUUGCUGAGAAGGAAAUGGGGACAAAGGAUGUGAGAGUGGAUGUUAAAUUGAACAAGCAGAUUUGGAGCAAAGGUAUCAGAGGUCCUCCGAGGAGAAUCAGAGUCCGAGUUGCUCGUAAGAGAAAUGAUGAUGAAGAUGCAAAGGAAGAGUUCUUCUCUCUUGUCACUGUUGCUGAAAUCCCUGCUGAAGGACUCUCUGGCCUCGGCACUAAGAUCAUUGAAGAAGAGGAUUAAACUAUCUUAUAGUAACAACAACAUUUGAUCAGAUUUUUCGAGUUUUGUUUUUCGAAUCUUUAUUGGAGAGAACAUUUAUCUUCUUGAAUCCUUAAGCCUUGAAUCAUAGUAUGCGAUUGAGACAGAAUCUCAGUCUUGUGUCGUAAGUAGUCUUCAACAAUCCUUACACUUGUUUCGGUAAAGUUUGAGCAUCUGGUUCGAUCAUGAUAAUAUCUGCAGCUAUGAAUAAGUUUAUGCA